GAGCUGCAACCCUGCAACAGCACAUCUCCUUGCUUCCUCUUCACUUUUCAUCAACCUUCAGUGUAGGCGAGCCAUGAGCAACCGCAAUGGUGGCAGAGGCGGUGCGAGGGGCGCGAGGCUGCAGCUGCACCUGUCGCCGCCGGCGGCCGGGAGGAUGGAGGUGGACGGGGGCGACGGCAGCGACUGGUCGUCGUCCCCGAGCUCGUGCGUGUCGUCGGACGGCAGCCCGGGGGGCAAGUCGCCGAUGGUGAUCGGCGCCUGCACUCGGUGCAUGAUGUACUGCAUGGUGGCCAAGAGGGACUUCCCCACCUGCAUCAACUGUAAGCAGCCCUCCCUCGUGGACCUCCUCCAUGGCGCCGGCGCCGCCGGCAGCGGCGGCGACAAGAGGCGCGGCAAGGGCAAGUGAAGGGAGGCCGGCUGGCAUGCCUUGCCCGCCCCGUCCAGUGGAUGCUCAUACGGAUGGUUAGCUCAGGUUGUUCGGGCACACGCAUCUCGAAGCACGGUGGAGGAGUGACCGCCGUUGGAUCAUCCACUGGACGGACAGGGCCAUCUUGGUGAUGUUGUAGGCUAGUAGCUAGAGUAGUUGCUGAUCUUAAUUAGUUGCUAUGUUUAUGACCUUGUUGUGUUGCUUACGUUAGUAUGGUUUUAGUUGUCAUAAUAACAAUGUAAUGCUCUGUUUGAAUGAAGAGUGCAGUCUAUGAAUGAAU
Panicum hallii is the source of this 707-nucleotide messenger RNA. RefSeq lists its product as uncharacterized. The transcript is spliced from 2 exons. Lineage: Eukaryota; Viridiplantae; Streptophyta; Magnoliopsida; Poales; Poaceae. The coding region runs from base 74 to 406 and encodes 110 amino acids. The record is from RefSeq and is a predicted model, not a curated record.